Gadus morhua (Atlantic cod) is the source of this 1988-nucleotide messenger RNA. RefSeq names its product hepatic lectin-like. NCBI's taxonomy places the organism in Eukaryota, Metazoa, Chordata, Actinopteri, Gadiformes, Gadidae. Bases 466 to 1194 code for a protein of 242 amino acids. The record is from RefSeq and is a predicted model, not a curated record. The transcript has 2 exons.
GAUCUGCGUUGUUAUUUAAGGGGGGCCCACGAACGUGGAAUUUCUUCCUUGAGGGGACAUCAAUAAUAUCACCAAUGUAUAUCAAAUGAUCUGCUUUAACAGACACAGCCAUUAACAAUAUAUGCAACGGUUCAGAACGGUUAGCCCAGACCUAAGGCUCAAAUGUGUAUUUGAAGAAUGUCUUGAUGUGUAUUUUGGUCCUUUCGAUGUUGAUAGAAAAAUCAACCUUACGUUUAUAACCUUAAGUGAUGCACUGCAUGUACCACUAACUAAGAAAAGAGGAUGUGUCUAACCAUACACAGUGACUCUGUAAGCACAUAUAGCAAGUAGCCUCUGGUUAAAAUACUUCCUGUUUGAUUAAAGUAGCCGUUAAGACUGACGAGCUGGCAUUCAAAACGCACAGAAAAACCAAACACUCAAAGGGGUAGGACGAUAAGAAACUCUGAAAACAGUUUGGACCAGAAUAUGGCUGAGGUGAUUUACACCACGCCCAACAUGGCCAGGAACACACAAGGAGAGAGAGAGGAGAGGAUAGUGGAGAUCUACGCUACCAGUGAGAGCCUCAGAGAUCAACACCAGGACUAUGUGGGGACAGAGGAGUCCUCCAAUACUCUGGGAGCAGUAAGAGGUCAGCAGCCGGACCCUGUGAGCCCUCCUCGGUGGCCGAUCAGGGCUGUGGUGGUGCUUCUGGUCCUGCUGUCUGUUGCCCUGCUGGCUGGACUGCUUGGGUUGGCAGUGAAACACAAGAUAGUCAUGGACAGGCUGAAGAAUGUGACAGAGCAGAGAGACUCACUGCUUAUUAAACAUGACUGUGCACGUGGUUGGGAUAAGUUUGGUCGUAAAUGUUACCUGCUUUCCGGAUGGCGGAGAUCCUGGAAUGAGAGCAGGGAGUUAUGUGUUUCCCACGGAGCAGAUCUGGUGGCCGUGGACAGUGAAGAGGAGAUGGACUUCAUUAUCAGGUACGGCGGGACCAUCUGGCUCGGAGCGACAGAUGAGGCCAGUGAAGGGAUGUGGAGAUGGGUUGAUGGGACCGUCCUGUCAGUGGAUAACCCCUCCUGGAGAAGAGGGAAACCUGAUGGUGGCAAGAACAAGAACUGCUUAAGGAGGGACUGGGGGCAUCCCAACAUUAAAUGGACAGAUGAGAGCUGUGAAGACAACAGAUAUGGGCUUUGUGAAUAUAAUUUAAUGACAUGAUGGAUGAAAACAUUUCUUUGUCUGACUGAUGUGUUUCUUUGACUAUUUUUUUUAUCUUAAUGCCAACUAACAUUCGUUGUUUUGUUUCAUACUUGUUGAGUUCUGCCAUUCGAUCAGAGCUGUGAUUGGCUGCAAGGUUUUUUAUCUCCUUAAAAGGAGAUGACAUGAAGACUUCCCUGGUCACUGCAGGAGCUGUACAUGGAUGCUGCUCUGUUACUUUAUUUCUUUCAAUGUUUCCAGUUGCUCUCAGUGUUGGAGGCUGAGGUUAGGCGGUAAAGAGUCAUGACAGUCAUUGCCUGGUUUUCAGUUGCUACAAACAACAACAAUAGGUUUCCGUAGGUGAACCUGCGGAAGGAUCAUUAACGUUUUGCGUGGAGCCGUACCCCACACGGUCGCCCAACGAAAUCAACCCCCUUACCCGAGGGUCGAGAAAACAGUUCUCUAUUUAGGGCUGCAUUUGCUGGCUUUGCCCCCUCAGCUUAUUUGAUCAUUUUUCGAUUGAAAUGUAUCUCGACUUUGUCACCAUACAGUGAUCACUAUAAAACACUUGUAUAAAUUGUCUGUUGGUUCUACGGUGUUCAGAGUAACAGUAGACUUGCGUCUUGGUGUCUGAAUGGGCUUGUAGGUCUGCACUUAGUUUUGCGUUACUGGAUGAACACUUUUGAAGGUACAUAUGCAUACAUGCAUUCUCACACAUGUAGUCAUUUGUAAAUUGCAUACGUACAUUUUGUGUCCAUUCAGCUGUGUUUGCUGUAGUGAAUUGUACCUUUUAUUAAAGCAGCUCUUGAUUAAUA